AUGAGCGUACGGGUUGUUGCACGGGUCAGGCCGUUGUUAAAGUCGGAAAGAGAUGUUGACAUUAUCCUUCAUACGGGAUCCAAGCAUACUCUGCCUAAUAAGGCGGAGAGGGAGAGCUCUCAAGCGACGUCAAAACUAGCUGCGCUAAGAGACCGAGACACAAUCGUACGAAUCCCGAACCCGAAAAACGAGAACGAGGAGUACUCGUUCCAGUUCAACGCAGUCUACGAUGCAAAAGUGACUCAGCAGGAGCUUUUUGAGGCGGAGGUUUCCCCGACCGUCAAGCACCUGUUCAACGGCUUCGAUGUCACAAUAUUUGCGUAUGGAGUUACGGGAACGGGGAAAACGCACACAAUGCGAGGCGGUAAAAGCCUUGCUGACAGAGGUGUAAUUCCACGUCUCUUGAGUAGCAUAUACCGGCGGAGCCGCAAGCUGGAGAAGGAUAGCGAUGGACAAACGUCAGUGAGCGUCUCCUUGAGUUAUUACGAAAUCUACAACGAUAAGGUCUUCGACUUGUUUGAGCCGCCGGAAAAGAGAACAUUGGCGGGGUUGCCACUCAGGGACAACAGCGGAAAGACCGUAGUCGUGGGCUUGACAGAGAGGCCGUGCCAUACCCUGAAGGAAUUUGAGACCCUGUAUGACCAGGCGAAUAUCAACCGAUCCACAUCCGCUACCAAGGUUUGUUUCUUGAUGGUCAUGACGGCAAGAUCACACAAAGCUGACAAGACACAGCUAAACGCUCACUCAUCACGGUCUCAUGCUAUUCUGUGCGUUAAGGUUGCGGUCACUACAGGUGACAAAACACGUAUCAGCACUGCGUCGGCCAUUGAUCUUGCAGGUUCUGAGGACAACCGUCGAACAGAUAAUGACAAGGAACGCAUGGUGGAAUCAGCCAGCAUCAACAAAAGCCUCUUUGUCCUGGCCCAAUGUGUAGAGGCAAUUACUAAAAAGCAUCAACGUAUACCGUACCGGGAAUCCAAGAUGACCAGGAUACUAUCAUUGGGUCAGAACAAUGGGCUGACCGUAAUGAUCUUAAACUUGGCUCCUGUCAGGUCCUACCACCUUGACACAAUCAGCUCACUUAACUUCGCCAACCGCACCAAGAAGAUUGAACUACGUGAAGUGGAAAAUGAGCCAAUUUUCAAGGGGCCCCCAAGACCUGCCGCCCGGCCCUCAGUCACAUCCCAACGGCAACCUCUUCGCCCAUUGACAGCAUCUGUUAAUGUCAACCUAGCUGCCAAUAAAGAUGCUGCGAAACCCGUCGACAAACCAGCAAAAGCAUUCAGCGUUUAUGCAGAUAAGCCACACUCAAGGACAUCAUCUCAGUUCAAGAAGCCCGAAAUACCCAGUCGACCUUCAAUAAGCUCAGAGCUACCCGGAUCACGCUCCACGAAGGCCAGUCGAAUUGCACAACCGCCCAAAGCUCCCCCAAAAUACCAGCAGGAGGAUAUCUCCGCUAAGAUAGAGGAACUAGUAGAGAAAAAGGUGGAAGAGAUAUUGGCUGUGCGCGCGGUCAGCGAGAAGUCGAGGCAAACACAGGUCCGCGAACUGAAUGAACAGGUCCAACGGCGCCUGGAACUUCUAGAGCAGCGAAUCGAGGGCUCCGAAGAUAGCAGAGCCGAGGGACUAUCCUAUCUUCUCAUGGCAAAACAGCAUCAAGGUCGUGGCGAAGAUAUCUCAGCGUUGAGAAUGUACCAGCUGGCUCUCCCAUUUUUCCCGCAAAACGAGAAGCUCGCCAAAAAGAUCAGCAAUCUGAAACAGCGGAUCCAAAAUAAAUCUCACCAGAGCAUUGAAACGACUAGCACCCCAGCGCCAGCGAUCAAGAAGGAAAUGGGCAGUAUACUCUCCCUACCGUCGUCCGGAAAACAAGGCACCAAACGACCCGCCGCAGAAGAUGCUGACGCAGAUUACGAAGACCACGACUCUUACACCUCGGAUUCAGAAGAAGAAUUUGACUUAACAGUAUCCUCCCAUAUCAAGCGCAAGAAGCGCGCAAAGACGGCCAAGCAGACCAACCCCGAACUAGGUCUGGCGACCGUUGACGACGACGACCUCACCGUCCCCUCUCCUCGAACAAUUCACCUUCUUUCCAUCAUCAACUCGCGAGAUGUCAGCCAGAUAAAGCUUCUCAAAGAAUCUUGCAGAAGGCUGCGAUGA
This is a messenger RNA of Aspergillus nidulans FGSC A4, 2157 nucleotides long. Its product is annotated as kinesin family protein. The transcript has 3 exons. Gene Ontology annotation, biological process: microtubule-based movement. Gene Ontology annotation, molecular function: cytoskeletal motor activity; microtubule binding; ATP binding. The record is from RefSeq and is a predicted model, not a curated record. NCBI's taxonomy places the organism in Eukaryota, Fungi, Ascomycota, Eurotiomycetes, Eurotiales, Aspergillaceae. Gene Ontology annotation, cellular component: cytoplasm. The coding region runs from base 1 to 2157 and encodes 718 amino acids.